AGAGAGCUCUCCCAACCUCAAAGCCCUGUUUGACUUCGUCCGCACGUCCCUGACUCCCACUGAUGGCGACUCCUGGAAGGCCCCAGUGCUGCUGGUGGACGACCUCGGUGUCCUGCUCAGCCUGGGUGCCGCACCGGUGGCCGUGCUGGACUUCAUCCACUACUGCAGGGUUGCGGUGUGCUACCAGCUGAAGGGCAACGUCGUGGUGCUGGUUCACAGCAACGAGGAUUCAGAAGAUGAGGAAAACGAACUGAUUGUGAACUCCCUGUGUCAUCACAGCAACCUGAUCCUGUGGGUAGAGGGGCUGGCAACCGGCUUCUGCAAGGAUGUUCACGGCCAGAUUACAAUAAUUAAGAGAUUAUCCCUGGAGCUGACAGGGGAGCAGGAUCACAUCCAAAUCUACCAGUACAAGAUCCAGGACAAGAACGUCACCUUUUUUGCUAGAGGGCUGUCAGCUGCCGUCCUGUGA
Messenger RNA from Mesitornis unicolor (brown roatelo), 469 nucleotides. RefSeq names its product elongator acetyltransferase complex subunit 6 (gene ELP6). Gene Ontology annotation, cellular component: elongator holoenzyme complex. Gene Ontology annotation, biological process: tRNA wobble uridine modification. The record is from RefSeq and is a predicted model, not a curated record. The transcript is spliced from 3 exons. NCBI's taxonomy places the organism in Eukaryota, Metazoa, Chordata, Aves, Mesitornithiformes, Mesitornithidae. The annotation marks the transcript as partial.